UUAAACCAUCUUUAGCGGGAUUCGGUCAACACGCCGGACCGGCCAGGAAACAGUUUCCCGCCGUGUUUUGUUGUCACUUUGUCCCCCCUUAACCACCACUGCGUGCCCACUAUUUUUAUAAAUCACAAUGAGGCGAACCAGAGGUUCGAGAAAUAAAAGCCAGAGUAGCCAAGGAAAUGAGGAAGUCCUGUCAAAAACAGUGUGGCAGUGGCAGGGAGACGAGGGACAGUGGGAGCCGUAUUCGCCUGCAGAUUGUGCCUUUCUAGACUCGGCCGUCUCAUCUGGAAAAACGUCCGUCACUCUGGCUCUGGGCUCAGGGACGGCAUACAAAAUUGAUCUGAAGAAGAUGGUCCAGAUCAACCCUGUGACCAAGUUCAAGAGGAAAAUUUGCCUUCAGGCUGUAAAGUCAGAAAACUUAGUCGAGGCUGGUGAUGUGGCAGGUUGCAAUGGGAAACCAGAUGAUCAAGUUAAAGAGGAAGUGGAGGAGACAGAAGAGCAACCAACAGCCAAGAGGAGGAGAGGAAAGAGCAAGAGUACAACAAAAACUGAAGAAAUGCCCAAAGUGGAAGUAAAGAGUGAAGAAGUGGUGAGGACGGUGGUGAUGAAAGGCAAAGCUCCAGUGGACCCCGAAUGCAAAGCAAAACUCGGAAAGGCUCAUGUUUACAGUGAAGGAAAAGAUGUCUACGAUGUGAUGCUAAACCAGACAAAUGUUCAGUUCAACAACAACAAAUACUACCUGAUCCAGCUGCUGGAAGAUGACAGCUCCAAGGCUUUCAAUGUGUGGAUGAGAUGGGGCAGAGUGGGCAAAGUGGGUCAAAGCAGCCUCACAGCCUGUGGAGGAGACCUGCUGAAGGCCAAAGAUUUCUUCAAGAAAAAGUUUCUUGACAAGACGAAGAACGAGUGGGAAUAUCGGGACACUUUUGAGAAAGUAGAUGGAAAAUAUGACAUGCUGUUUGUGGACUACAGCUCGAACAAGAUGGAGGAGAACCAGACCACAGUGGACGCUGCACCCAAGAAAAGGACCUCGAAGCUGCACGCAAGGGUCCAGUCUCUCCUGGAGCUCAUCUGUGACCUCAAAGCCAUGGAGGAAUGCGUUCUGGAGAUGAAGUUUGACACCCGAAAAGCUCCUCUUGGCAAGCUGACGUCGGAGCAGAUCCGUGGAGGCUAUGAAGCCUUAAAGAGAAUCGAGGACUGCUUGAAGAAGAAGGGCAGCAGUCGGGAGCUGGUGGCAGCAUGCAACCAGUUUUACACACGCAUCCCCCAUGACUUCGGGUUGAAAACUCCCCCAAUCAUCCGCACAGAUGUUGAGUUGAAGGAAAAGAUCACUUUGUUGGAGGCAUUAAGUGACAUCCAGAUUGCGGUGAAAAUGGUCCAGUCCAGUGCUGACAGUGACGAGCACCCCCUGGACAGGCAGUAUCAGUCCCUGCAGUGCAAUCUUCAGCCUCUGGACUCCAGCAGCAAUGAAUUCAAGGUAAUAGACAGAUAUCUGCAGUCCACUCACGCCCCCACUCAUAAUGACUACACCAUGAGUGUCCUCGACAUCUUCGCUUUGGACAGAAACGAGGAGGGCAGCAAAUUCCUCUCAGACUUGCACAACAGGACUCUGCUGUGGCACGGUUCCCGUCUCUCUAACUGGGUCGGCAUCCUCAGCAAGGGCCUCCGAGUGGCCCCACCCGAGGCUCCCGUCACGGGUUACAUGUUCGGUAAAGGCAUCUACUUUGCUGACAUGGCAUCAAAAAGUGCCAACUACUGCUUUGCCAACCAGAGUAACCACGUUGGACUGCUGCUGCUGUGUGAGGUGGCUUUGGGAGACAGCAACGAGCUGCUUCAAGCCGACUACGAUGCCAACAAUCUGCCUGAAGGAAAGCACAGCACCAAGGGUCUUGGACGGACCGGACCUGACCCCAAAAACGCCGUCACACUGGAUGGUAUGACGGUGCCAAUGGGCCCCGGAGUGAAAACCGGAGUGGGAAACAGCAACGCUUACAGCCUCCUCUACAACGAGUACAUUGUUUACAAUCCAGCACAGACUCGCAUGAAGUAUCUGCUGCGGAUCCAGUUCAAGUAUUCUUCACUGUGGUGAAAACAAUGCGGUGGUGUGAUAUCUGGGGAAUCCAAUUUUAAGAAGCAGACGGGACAUUCAUGCUCCACAUACAAAUAAUUCCUCUUGAUCUUGGGCUUUGAGGGUUAAAAGAACGGUUUCUCUCACUAAUGCAGAGCAGCAGCAGCAGCUCUGGUCGACAUCUAUUGCAAAUCUGUUUCUUUUCCGUCUAAAAUUAUAGUUAACAUUUUGUGCGUGAAAUGAUUGAUGGUGAUAAUUGUAAAAAUAAAAUAUGGAAACUUUUAAAUUGUAGGACAUUUUUAAACAAAAACAUUCCCAAAUUUAGUCACCAACUGUGUUUUCUACCAAAGAUGGUACAAUAAAGGCCCAAAAGACCAGAAUUAUUUUAGACGCUAUAGAUUCAACAGUUUCUUUAAAUCUUACAUUCUUAUUGGUGUAGGAAUCUCAGUGGUAGAAGGGUGAUUGAAAGUGAAAACAUUUAUUAGCUGCAGCUGUGUCAUUGACGCCACCAGCAGUAUCUGACAGAUCUGAUGGUCCUGUGAGAAUAACAUUUGACGUUUUCUGUGGUGGGGGUGGGUUUGUGAAAUUUCUCUCGUCCGCCCAGGCGGCUGAUGCCUCUCAAAUCAGCAAACUGACUUGGAUCUGCACCAAAUAAAGAGAACCUGCAGAACACUUUGCACUGCCUUUGGUUCAUGUUGUUCUCAACUGUGAAUGUUGUCACAUUAAUAAAAGCUGUAUGUA
Molecule: messenger RNA, 2803 nt
Organism: Cololabis saira (Pacific saury)
Lineage: Eukaryota; Metazoa; Chordata; Actinopteri; Beloniformes; Belonidae
Gene: parp2
Product: poly (ADP-ribose) polymerase 2
Exons: 17
Coding region: 128-2083 (651 amino acids)
Molecular function (GO): zinc ion binding; NAD+ poly-ADP-ribosyltransferase activity
Source: RefSeq, a predicted model, not a curated record